CAUUCUUUGUUUACUACUAAAUGAAACAAAAAAAACAAUAAAAACAUGUCCCAUCUUACCUCACCCAACAGUACAGUACUACAUAAACAGCCGAACGACAAGUGUAAAAAAGUUCUAAGAACUGCAGAAUUCCUAAAAAAUAACGAGCGAAAUAAAAACCCACGCAACGACUGUUUAAUGAACCAUGUUAUUGCUUGCAAGAUAUGCAAAUAAUUUUUCAAACCUUAUCUGUUCAAAAAGUUGUGCAAAGGUUGCAAGACAAAGGUUACCAAGCAGUGUAUGCUGAGUGUGGUGUUUAUCAGUCAAUUUGGUUACAAAAUUUGAUUUGGUUUAACCAUUAAGAUAUGAAGUUUCAAAGAAUUCUAUUUCAUGGGUUAAGAAAAAACUAUAGAAUUUAUUACAAGAUUGUCAGUAUACCGAUUAAAGGGGUAAAUCACAUUCCCAUGGUUUGAAACAGAUCAUUAAAGUGUAUUUACAAGAUAUUAUAAAAUAUGUUACAGAAACUACAAGUCAAAGUAAUCUAAUCUAAAUAUUUAUUUUGCUCCUGAUGAUGUACUCUCAACUUAAACGUGCGCCGUGUUUAAAGUUGUACCGCAUAUGUAUUGCAAGGUUAAUUAGCAAACCGACGAAUGCUCUGACAAAGUUCUAUACAUGAAUAAUAAACAUCGAUAAAAAUGGAUCAUUCGCAACAAACAAGAGACGCCCUGUGGGCUGCAGCAGAGACAGCUAUAGCAAUGGAAGAAACAUCAAAAUCCAUUUCUGGAGUGAAUUUAUCAUUUGACAAAGAUACAGAUUCCGGUUCCGAACCUGAUUCCCAACCUGGAAUCUGUCCGACCUGCAAUCAAAAGAUUGUAACAGACCAACCAACAAGCGAUGACGGCAUAGACAUUGCUGAAGUUGCUGAAACUGCUGGUAAUGUUUUGAGCUGCUGCGCUAAACUGAUUGAUUGUCUUAAUAGUGUCAGCGAAUUGGCUGCUUGAGGCGGUACAGCAAUGAAGAAGACAGUAUAUCAAAAUAUUCUUAAUUACUUAUUGUUAUAAAAGCUAUAAACUGUCACUCAUAUUUUGAAUGAUAAUAUGAUGUUAUUCUUGCAUAUACGCUAUAUGAAUAAAACAUAUGAACCGAAUCGAGAGUUUUAUAAUAAGGAUAGAUAGAAAUAGGUUAGUUCUCUAGGUCACCACCUCACG
This is a messenger RNA of Ciona intestinalis (vase tunicate), 1187 nucleotides long. The record is from RefSeq and is a predicted model, not a curated record. NCBI's taxonomy places the organism in Eukaryota, Metazoa, Chordata, Ascidiacea, Phlebobranchia, Cionidae.